AAAUGGCGAGGCUUGACCCGUAACCUGACCUGACCUGAUAUGGAUGAGGUCUGUUGAGAGUCCAUAAAGGCUUACACCCCUACCGGCUUCUUGGACCAUUCCUCCAAGAGUGAGACACAAUCCUCGUUCGCACUCGUCCACCCCGACUCUAGCCAUCUGACAGCAUGCUCCAAGACCGACUCAACGAUGCUGCGAUUGCCCUCCAUCGAAUCCUGAGCCGGACCAGUAUCCACUUUGGCAUUUUCGGAGGCUACGCCAUCGGCGUGCUAGGGGGGUUGCGUGAGAGCAAGGACAUUGACUGUAUUGCGUCGAUCUCGAAGCAACAGAUCCUAGCAAUCUUGGACGGACACGACGGGUUCAUCGCAAUUCCUCAAGGUCGACAGGACUAUGUGGCGUUCCUGUGGUCAGAUAGACCCGAUCGCAGCCACGCCGUUCUCGUGGAAAUCUUUUGCGAGCAGUUCACAGGUGCCCAGUACACAAUGGAAGGUGUCCAGGCCUCGCUACGCACGGUGAACGGCCAGCGACUGGGCACGGGACAAGCAAGCUUCCUCGACCCGUUCUACUUGUUCAAGGGGAAACUCCGUGCCGCCGCGACGCGGUCCAAGUUCCACGACUCGGCGGACCUGCGAUGGCUGGCCGACCGAUUCGGCAACCUCAUCCAGGCCCGGCAAGGGGGGCUGAACGUCCAAUAUAUCGGCCUUGCCCUGAAGCGGUAUCCCGAACUCGAGCUUCUGUUCGGACGGAUCGGGGUGGAUCUGGCGAGAGCCAAGGACGCGGCGCGCGAUCUAGAUCCCGCCAGACUGCCUGCGCCUGCGCCUGGAGAUGUGCAGCGGGGUCUGCUGGGCUGAAAAGAUCCCCAGGUA
Messenger RNA from Aspergillus japonicus CBS 114.51, 863 nucleotides. RefSeq lists its product as uncharacterized. The record is from RefSeq and is a predicted model, not a curated record. The transcript is spliced from 2 exons. Bases 165 to 848 code for a protein of 227 amino acids. Lineage: Eukaryota; Fungi; Ascomycota; Eurotiomycetes; Eurotiales; Aspergillaceae.